This is a messenger RNA of Eremomyces bilateralis CBS 781.70, 1951 nucleotides long. Its product is annotated as MFS general substrate transporter. The record is from RefSeq and is a predicted model, not a curated record. Lineage: Eukaryota; Fungi; Ascomycota; Dothideomycetes; Eremomycetales; Eremomycetaceae. Gene Ontology annotation, molecular function: transmembrane transporter activity. Gene Ontology annotation, biological process: transmembrane transport. The transcript is spliced from 15 exons. The coding region runs from base 303 to 1847 and encodes 514 amino acids.
GUCCACAAUGGGUCUCAUAUAUCAAGGAUGCCGUAUUAGAUCGUCCUGUACCUCGCCAACGCUCAGGUCUGAGAGAUAAUGCAGCCAAACCAAGGGCUCUCAAGGGGCUCUCCGGCAUUCUACUUUAUCAGAUCGGCUCCGGUCGGCCGAUACCGAAUCUUGCUGGUGCCGUCAGCAGGGAAAUAUGUAGAGAUGCUGUAGAGACAGUAUAUAAAUAGUCCCUAUAGACCGGAGUCUGAGAAAAAACAAGAGUAAUAUCCUUCUUCAUUUCAAUCAUAUUCAACCAACCCUCAUUCUCUCACAUGUCGGAUAGCAAACCCAGCACUUGCCCACCUCGAUCUCGAGUGGCAGUUCGCUACCAGGAGAUCCUGAAGGAGCGAGAGUCUAAUCCGGAUCGAAUCACGUAUGGGGGGGAGGAUUUGAAGGACCUUGAUGCAGCUCUUGUCGUUCUCUCCACGGAAGCUGGAGAAAGCCCCCGAAGUUGGACGGCGGAGAAGAAAUGGAUUGUCACGGUUAUGGUCGGGCUGUACUGCUUCUUGGCCCCAUUCACCAGCACUAUCUUUGCCCCAUCCCUCCCAGCCAUGAUGGCCGAUGUUGGCGAAACCAACCCCAUCCGGGGAGCUCUCCAAGUCGCCGUCUUCCUUCUUGCCUUCGCUGUCGCGCCCAUCUUCCUCGCCCCGCUGAGCGAAUUCUUCGGUCGAACCAUUGUCCUUCGGACAGGAAAUGUCGUGUUCUGCGCCUUUUGCAUCGGAGCAGGUUUUUCGCAGACGACUGCCCAGCUCGCUGUCUGUAGAUUUUUCUCGGGAGCGGGUGGGUCGGCGUCGCUUGCGGUCCUUGGUGGGGUCCUCACGGAUAUUUGGGACCUGAGAACCAGGGCAAAGGCUUCCGCAGCCAUUGGCACGGCAGUUAUGCUGGGGCCCAUACUAGGGCCUGUCUGCGGUGGGUGGAUGUCCGAGCGAGCUUCUUGGAGGUGGACGUGCUGGGUUCCGGCAAUCGUUUCUAUAGUGCUGGAAGUUGGUGCGCAGUUUACUCUCAAGGAGUCUCACGUCCCUAUCCUACUCAGUCGCAGAUUGGCUAAGGAACAAAAUCAACGGCCGGACGACCAGCUCUACACAGUGCUCACGUUGAACUCUGAAGAACCGGACAGGCAUCCGGCCACCUCAUUGAUAGGAUCUGCUAUUAGGCCAGUUAUGUAUCUCAUUCUCGAUCCGGCUCUCAUGCUAUUGUCUCUCUAUUACGCCUUCGUGUUUGGAGUACUAUACCUCGUCAUUGUCACGUUCCACAUUGUCCUGGGCGACGGUUACGGCCACUCCGAGGGCAUCAUCGGCGUCGACCUUCUUUCCGUAGGUGUUGGUGCCCUAAUCGGUAUGCUAGUGACCGCCAAAGUGCUGGAUAUCAUUUACAAGAGGCAAGUCCAAGGAGACUACAAGCCCGAGUCCAGAUUAUUGAGUGCCUUCCCGGGAGCCUUGCUGGUGGCGGUCGGACUUUUCAUAUAUGGAUUUAGUGCUCUGAAGACGCAUUUCAUCGUGCCCCUGUUAGGCAUGGCUAUAUUCAGCAUUGGAGUCACGAACACAUAUCUGGCGAUUCAGCUGUACAUCAUCGACAGCUUUGACUUCCCGGCCUCUGCUUUAGCUGGACUUUCCGUGCUUCGAUGCUUAUUCGCGGGUGUCUUCCCGUUAUUCGGUGAUCAACUGUUUGAUACUCUUGGCAUUGGUUGGGGCGUUGGUAUGCUAGCAUUUCUAUCAAUCGGACUAGGCCUCCCCUUCUUACCGAUCAUGUAUGCCCACGGAUUGCGCCUUAGGAAUAUAGGAAAGCGAAAUAGACAGCGGUUUGGCUGGGCCAUGUAAGCAGCAAGGUUGGAAGGGCCUUAGGAAUAUUUAGUCCUAAACGCCUUAACCGUGCCCCAUGACCGCCCCACACCUCCGGUGUAGUACUAUGUAGGUGUUCCUGU